Dreissena polymorpha is the source of this 3599-nucleotide messenger RNA. RefSeq names its product neurogenic locus protein delta-like. NCBI's taxonomy places the organism in Eukaryota, Metazoa, Mollusca, Bivalvia, Myida, Dreissenidae. Gene Ontology annotation, biological process: establishment or maintenance of epithelial cell apical/basal polarity; heterophilic cell-cell adhesion. The transcript is spliced from 10 exons. Gene Ontology annotation, cellular component: protein-containing complex; plasma membrane. Gene Ontology annotation, molecular function: calcium ion binding. The record is from RefSeq and is a predicted model, not a curated record. Bases 213 to 1061 code for a protein of 282 amino acids.
CACGUACAUGGCAUACUCUUCCAGACAUCAACGAGUGUUCCCCAAAUCCAUGCCAAAACGGUGCCACUUGCAAUGACAUAAUCAGCGGGUACUCGUGCAAGUGUGUGGCGGGAUGGACUGGCACCAACUGUGAUCAAAACAUCAACGAGUGUGCCACGAUUCCAUGCAAGAACGGUGCCACGUGCAAUGACGGAAUCAACGCGUACUCGUGCAUGUGUGUGGCGGGAUGGACUGGCACCAACUGUGAUCAAAACAUAAACGAGUGUGUCAUAAACCCGUGCAAGAAUGGCGCAGCAUGCGUUGACGGAAUCAACGCUUACACGUGCAACUGUGUGGCGAAGUGGGGCGGCAUUAACUGCGAUCAGAACAUCAACGAGUGUUCCCCAAAUCCAUGCCAGAACGGUGCCACGUGCAUUGACGGAAUCAACGCGUACACGUGCAACUGCGUGGCGGGAUGGAGUGGCAAGAACUGCGACCAGAACAAACGUACCGAUACAACAUCUACCACGAAAAGCCAGCCGAUUUCUAACGAUGCACAUACAGAUAGAAUAGACACAAGUGUCUUGACUCCAAGAGCUUCGAACGACGGAUUUCAAAACGUGAUCAUUGCUGUUGCGUGCGUAGUGUCUGCGGUGAUCAUUGCCAUAGCAGUCGUGAUUGCAGUGGUAUGUGUGAAGCGUAAACGCCGAUCCAUGGCAAACGUCCCACUUCCAGAUGCGCCGCGCGAAGAUCAAGUGGCUGAAGAGAAAGGCUACGCUAGCAUUGGAGAUUCCGAGUGUCAAUACGCCGUGGUUAACAAACCCAAGAAACAAUCGACGCUUAAAGUAAAACAGGACCCACCUGUUGAAAACAAACCAAUGGAAAUGCAGUCCAACCCCGAGAAACCCUCUGGGGCCGGCGAGCUCAUAUAUGCCGAUCUGGACAAAGAAGCCUUAAAGGCAAAGCCAAGCAAUUCAAAACCUGCUGGUACCCUUGAAAAGCCAAGAACGCCGACGGAGUACGUCGGGAUUGACUUCGCGAGAACGGUAGCUUUACAGGAUGCGAAUAAGUUAGAAGAGUAGAGAAUUGCUUGCACAUGUUCCCAUCAUUAAUAGUGAAGCUACGGUUUACAAACAUAACUUGGUAUUACUGGGUACUUCUGAAAUUUCUGAGAUCGAUUAUGUUAGAAAUUUUGACAGACGUUCUACUUAAUUCAAAAUCAUUACAGGGUUUGCGUUAGAGUUACAGUUCUAUAUAUCAAACAUGAACGCCAAGGGAUCACAGAUAUUUAAAGAACAUAUAUACCUUUUUAAGCGGUACAGCAGUUUUAAGCGUAGUUGUAGACUGCGUAAUUUUGUAUAGUAGCAUUGAUUGUAAAAAGGUAGAAAUAAAAAAGUGGCGAUUCUUAAAGAUUCUUAAAGAUAAACAUAUUUUGUGGUAUUUUUAAUCGAUCUCUUUAUUUUUAUUGUCUUUUUUUUUGCUUUCACUAAAUUUAACCAUACAUGGUUAUGUACAGAUGCAGGAAAUACUUGCGUAUAACUUGUUGUUUAAGUAGUACUUGAACGUUUAUUUUCAAUUGACUAUCUAAAGAUCAGCAAUGCGCAAAAGCCAUGUCAAAUACACUUUAAAUUUCUAAUCGUACUGCUCACUAAGCAUGCGACCUUUACAUGGUACCACCAACUAAAGUACCAAUCCAGCCGUUUCUGAAACAGGAAAGAUAAAAAAUUUAAUUGCAACGUGCUGUCAUGCAAGCUGAUUGAAACAAGCAUUUUAACGUGCAAAAGUUUUAUGGUCAUUUUGUUUGCAUAUAUUUGCAAAAUUGCACAUAAAAACAUGUUAAUGUUAACAUUAAUAUGGUAUUGUAACAUAUUGUGUAACAUACAUACAUGGAAAUUAGCAUUUGAUAGAGAUUGUUUGAGAUCACAAUCCUUUCUUUUAAAACUUUUCAUCCAAUUUUGUAUAUGAACUAACUGUUUCAAUAUUGGAUAUUGACUACCUUUUUCAAAUAAAAAUAGACCCUUUUUAUUUACAUCACGUCAGAAGCUGAUAUCAGAAGUAUCUGAAGCAUGUUUUUUUCUAUAGUUUUUUGGUAGGAUUCUUAAAUAUCAAACUGUCACUGCAAAAACAACAUGUAUGUAUGAAAAUUGUAUGCAUGCCACUUCACACUCUGGUACAUAAGGUUUAAAGAACCUCUUAAGAAACAAGGAACUAAGUUGCAUUAUAUUUCGUAUGUCAAUAACAAGUACUUUAAACGGAAGAAUGAAAGACAAAUAUGAUUUUAAUUCUUUGUAAUGGAUGUAAAUUAUAUUUUUUAUGUAAAUAUGUUGUUGAAUUUACGCGCAAUGCUGUAAGCUUUGCUUUCUUGUAUUCGGUUAAAAUAUGUUGUAUUAUAUUUAUAAUUAUUAGGUUUUGUUUGGCAUGUUAGUUCAAAGUUGCGGUGAUUCGCAAGAUGGCUCUGGAUUGCUCACGUGUCUUUGGGAGUUGCAAGAUUCAAACCUAGAUACGUGAAUACCCCAUCUUUGUAAAGGACCGCAAUCUGACUAAAUAUAAAUUCUAAAUAAAAACUAAAUAUAAAUUCAUUUAUUCAAUUUAAAAUAUUUGACUCCCAUUAUCACAGAAAGGGCAAAUUUUAAAUUCAGGGUCAUGUCUCAAAAAAUAGUACAGGGGCACUGUAUGAUGGUCCGUGCCACAUAUUACACCUCUUUGCCUUCUUGUUUGAAUUUUUGUUUAAUAUUUAAAUAUUCACUUUAUAAGUAUACAUACAUUAUGUGGCUCUUGAGCUUGGUCAAUUUUUACCUUCUGAGCAUGAUUUGAACAAUCUAUGUUGGAUACAAUAAUACAUAUUAUCUUGGUUUAUCUUAUGAUCAGGGGUGUGAUUUAAGAACCCCCUCAGGGGAGGAAAAUAACCUACCACCUUUUCACUGUUCAACUCAAUUCACCAUUUGCAUAUAGAUCUAGCGAAGUUAACAACUAUUUCUAAAUAAGUGUGACAUUAAAAGGUAUGAACUCAGUUAAAAGAAGGAAAAAUUCAACCCCCCCCCCCCCUAUGAUACAUAUUAGCUUAACCAAUGUAUAUACGAACGGGUGAGUUAUUAUUAACAAAUAACAUUUAAAUACGUCAUAAUGUGAUAUCACUUGAUCUUGUUAUAAGGAAGAAACAACACAAUUCAGUUGUGACAAUGAAGUUUGUUUCUACAGUACAUGAACAAUUACAAACAUCAAUAGCAGACCAAGUGCACAAAUAAAUUCAUCCAGAAAUAAAACAAAGAUAAAGGUCAAGAGCUCUAAGCUCAAGAGUCAUUAUUCAGCUUCAGUGUAGACAAUUCAAUGAGCCAUGAUGGAGUGUUUUGUUUAGCCACGCUAUUGCGUUUGACUUUUUUAAAUGAAAUUAAUUUCAAGGCUUACGGAAAGUUAACCUGGAAAGAAUUGUGUAAACAGAAAAAAAAAUCACUUUAACGCCACAUAUUGAAUAUAACAAAAAACAUAUUGCUCCCCCUUACUAAAGCAAAAACCACAAUUAUGCUGUGCCAAUUAUUUGUAAUAUUAAAUGUGGUAUUUUUUUUAUGUUACAUGAACAAUUCUUUCAGCCAAAUAGAAUUAAAGAUAUUGGAAGGUUCCAA